This is a messenger RNA of Closterium sp. Naga37s-1, 8592 nucleotides long. NCBI's taxonomy places the organism in Eukaryota, Viridiplantae, Streptophyta, Zygnematophyceae, Desmidiales, Closteriaceae. The record is from the annotation of a GenBank genome assembly.
AUGGAUCAGAUUCAGUAUUCGGCGUUCUCGCCAAUAUCAGCAACCGCUACUCGUCUCACUUUCGACAACAUUCCUCUUAACUCUCCUCAACACAACGGUCCGAAGUCUUCCAAGAAAAAUGCCACGCCAAAGGCUCCUGACACGUCAACCGCACCUGGAAGCAUCGCCAGACGCAGAAACAGCACACCAGGCUUCACUUCCGCCGACGGUGCCGAUAUCGUCACCGUCGAUGGUAACCCCAUUUCGCGAGCCAAUCCGUCGCCAGCCUUGGCGAAAGAUGCAUUGGCUGCCAUCGCAGCAGCGUCCCUGAAGCCGGCUCCUCCCAGGUCUGCAGCAAGGCAGAGCCGAGCCAUUGUUCCGGUUGCGGAGACGAGGCUGGAAGAGGAGGAGCAAGUCUGGCAGCGAUACCGGGAGUCAGGGUUGGAUGAGGUUGCGGUUCUGCGGAAAGAGCGGGACGCAUUUAUGGAGAAGGCGAACUCGCUGGAUCAAGAGCUCUACGAGUACCAGUACAACAUGGGUCUGUUACUGAUGGAGCGGCAGAAGUGGCUACCCAAGUACGAGGAUGCGCGAGCGGCGCUGGAGGAGGCGGAAGCGGAGCUGCAGCGCGAGGCGACGGCGCACAGGGUCGCUCUGGCGGAGGCGAAGGAGCGGGAGAAGGCCCUACAAGACGCGCUCGCCAUCGAACAGGACUGCGUUGCAAGCAUGGAACGAGCCGUGAAGGAGCUGCAGGUGGAGGUGGAGGAGACGAAGAAGCACGCGCGCACGGCGCUGGACGAGGCGAACGCCACCAUGGCUGCCGCGGAAAAGAAGCUGCAGGCGACGGAGGCGGCUAGCCGUCAGGUGGAGGGGAGCAGGAGCGAGGCGAGCAGGCGGAUUGCGGAGGCGGAGCGGAAGCAGCAGGAGCUGGAGGCCAGGGAGGCGAAUGGCCGGCGCGAAGUCCAGGGGGAGAAGGACAGGCUUGAGGCCAAGGCGCGGGAGUUGGAGGCUCAGAAGGGGUCACUGAGUGACUGGGAGGAAAAGUUGAAGCAACGCAAUGCCAAGAUACUGGAGAGUGAGAAGAUGCUGGAUAUACGGGAGGCGCGCAUAGCAUCAGCGAUGGACGUGCUGAAGGCCGCGGAGCAGCAGGCGGAGGCGCGCAAGGCGGCGCUGCAGGAGGAGGCGCGGCGGCUGGAGGGCGUGCGGGAGCAGGCGCGGGAGGCGGAGGAGCGCGCGCGGAGGGAGGCGCAGGCGGUGGCGGAGGGGAAGGUGGCGCUGGCGAAGCGGGAGGGCGAGCUGGCGGUGCAGGAGGAUUUGCUGGUGGCGCGCGAACAGGACGCGGUGGCGCGGGAGAUGCGCAGCAAGGAGGCGGAGCUGCGCGUGGCGAGCGAGCAGGAGAGGGUGCGCGAGUGGGAGGAGAGCCUGCGCAAGCGGCAAUCCGCGCUGGACGAUCUCAAGGCCAAGCUGGCGAGCGAGAAGAAGGGGCUGGACGAGGUGGAAGCGUCGCUGAGCAGUGGGCGCGCGCAGCUGGAGGAGAUGCAGGCGGAGCUGCAAGCCAAGGAGCGCGCACUGCUGGCGGAGCGGGAGAGGGUGCAGGCGCAGGAGAACGAGGUUGAAGGGCUGCGCGCGCAGGUGGCGCAGAAGGAGGAGCUGGUGGAGCAGCGCGAGCAGGGCGCGCAGAGGCGCGCGGAGAGGGCUGCGGAGCGCAUGGCGGAGGCGGAGGCGCUGGUGCUGCAGGCGGCGAGCAGGGAGAGGGAGGUGGAGCAGAGGCAGGCGCAACUGGACAGGGAUGCGAGGCGGUUGGAAAUGGUGAGAGCGGAGGCGGACGCAGAGAAGCAGCAGCUGGAGGAUCUUCGGGAGAGAGUUCGCUCCGAGCGGGCUGAAUCAGAGGCGGAGAAGCGGCAAGCAGCAGCUGCUCUGGCUAAAGCGGAGCAGACUAUAGCGGAGUCGGGGGUCAAGCGGGAGGCAGCGCAGGCGGAAAUGAAGCGGGCGCAGGAGCGACUUGAGGAGGCGGAGAGGCGCGUGCAGGAGCUGAGAGCGGAGAAGGAGAGGUUUGAGAAGGAAUGGGAGGUGCUGGAUGGGCAGAGGGAGGAGGUGGAGGAGAUGAAGGUAGAAGUUGAGAAACUGAGGGAGAAAGCACUAGCUGACGUGCAGAAGGAGAGGGAGGAGGUGAGGAGGAAAGAGAGGGAGGUUGAAGCGAGGUUGGAGAAAGGGAGAGAGGAGUUGGAGGAGGAGAGGAGAGGGAUUGCGGAGGAGUGGAGGCGGAAGGGAGAGGAGGUUGAGGCGGAGAGGGAGGAGGUGACGAGGGAGCGGGAGAAGAUGCGAGAGGAGAGAACGGCGUUGGAAGAAGCGGCUGCGGAGGUGGAAGGACAGAGAGAGGCGCUGAAGGUCGAGCGUGGUGAGCUGAGGAAGGAGAUUGAAGAGAAGAAGACAGUGUUUGCGCAGCUGUCGCAGCAGCAUGCGGCUCUGGAGCGGAAGGGGAAGGCGGUGAAAGCGGAAGAGGAGAAGGUGCGGGAGAUGUUGGCAGCGGUGGAGAAGGGUCGGAAGGAGCUGGAGCAGGAGAAGGAAGGGUGGAAGGAGCAGCACCAGCAGAUGCUGAGCGCCGUGCGGGCAGAGCGGGAAGGCGUGGAGGAGGAGAGGAAGCGAGUGGUAGCAGAGGCGCGGGAAGAGAGGGUGAGGCUGGGAGAGGAGGCGGAGGAGGUGGCGCGGGCGAGGAGGGAAGUUGACGAGGGCAGGCAGCAGGUGGAGAGGGAGAUGGAAGAGCUAGCUUUCCAGAGAGCUGCGUUACAGUCAGAGGAGGUUGAGCUUGGAAGCAGGCUCGAGGACGUGAGCGCGCGGGAAUCGGCUCUUGAAGCGGCGGCUGAGGAGCUGAAGGGGAGAGAGGCGGCUGUAGCGGCACGGAUGGGUGAAGUAGAGGUGGCACUCGCGGCUGUAGCGGGGAGGGAGGAGGAGGUGGUUCGGGCGCGGGAGGGGCUUGUGAGGGAGAGGGAGAGGAUGGAAGCAGAGGUGGAGCAGCAGAAGAGAGUGGUGGAGAUGGAACGGGAAGGAGUGGAGAUGGAAAAGCAGGAGGUUGCGGGGAGGGGAGAGGCGGAGAGGGAGAAGGUUCGGAUUGAGAGGGAGGCAGUGGGGAAAGAGAGGGAGCAGGUGGAGCGUGAGGCUGAGGAGGUCAAAAAGGCUCUGGCUGAGGUUCACAGGCAGAGGGGGUUGCUGGGAGAGGAGAGGGAAGCUGCCAGGGCAGAAGCAGCCGAGCAUCGGGCAGCGAUAAAAUCUCUUGUGGAGGAACGGGCAGCUGCGGAGAGGGGCGCAAAGGAGGCGAGGAACGCGUGGGAGAAAGCCAAGGGGGAGAUGGACGCCCUGGAGGCGGAGAGGAAGGAGGUGCUGCAGGAGAGAGCGCGGCUGGAUGAAGAGAGGAAAGACUUUGUUAAGAAGAUCGCUUUGGAGAGGGAGAGUGUGGCAGUGGAUAGGAAACUGGCGUUGGAGAAGGUUGAGAGAGAUUCCGGUGGGGUGAAGCGGGAUAGAGAGUCUCUGGCGAAAGAGAGAGCGGCGCUGCUGAAGGAGCGGGAGAGGGUGGAGAAGGAGAAGGAGGGCGUGCAGAAGAAGCUGCUAGAGGUUCGGGUGGAGCGGGAGAAGGCCCGGGAGGAGCGGACGAGCACACGGCAGGAGCUGGCGGAGAGCCGAGCAGAGAGAGUGAAGCUGGGACAGCAGAAGGCUGAGUUAGAGCGGGAGAUUAAGGCGCUGCAGGCUGAGAAGACGGAGGUGCAAGGCGAGAGGGUGAAGGCGGAUCGAGCAAGAGAGGAGCUGGAGAGGCUGCGGGAGGGGCUGGUUGCUGAACGGGCGGAAGUGACUGCUGCUUUGGGGAGGCUGGAUAGGGAGCGGUUGGAUGUGGCGGCUCUUGCAAGGCGAGAGAGGGAGGCCGUGGAGAAAGAGAAGGCUGCUGCUGAGGCGAAGAUUGAGAAGGAGAGUGCGAGGCUGGUGAGAGAGAGAGGUGUUCUUGGGAAGGAGAGGGAGGCGGUUGGGAGAGAGAAGGAAGAGGUGGUGGGAGCGAGGGAGGAGGUGAGGGCGGAAAGGGUUGCUUUGGCGGGGGAGAGACGGGAGCUGAAGAAGGAACAGGCGGAUGCCAAGGCUGCUGCUGCUGAGCUGAAGGCAGCUAGGGCUGCGGCAGAGAGGGAAGCGGAGGGGGCGAGAGUGGCUGCUGCUCGGGCGAGGGCGGAGCAGGAAGCAGCAGUGAAGGCUGAGGAGAGCGUAGCUGCAGAGAGGGAGAAGCUUGGUGUUGCAGCGAGUGAAUUGGAGAAGGAGAAGGAGCUUCUGGAGAAGAUGCGAUCCGCUGCUGCUGCUGAGCGGGCGGAACUGGCUGCUGAACGCGCAGGGAAUGAGGGGCUGCUGAGGAAGAUUGAGCAGGAGAGGGAGGUGGCGAGGCAGGAGCGGGAGAAGGAGAGGAGGGAGAUCGGAGAGAGGAUUGCGGAGCUUGAAGGGCUGGAGAAGCAGCAGGCGGAGGCGAUCCAGGCGUCGAGGAACAUUCAGGAGCAGCGGGCGCAUCUGAGGGAGGAGAUGGAGGAGUUGGAGAGGGAGAGGGCGCGGCUGAGGGUGGAGGAGGCGAAGGUGAGAGAGGGUGGGAGGGAGCUGCUGAGUGAGCGGGAGAAGCAGAGGGCUGCGCUGGAGAAGGAGAGGGACGAGGCUGCUGCGGCCCAGGCUGCCCGUGCUGCUGCGGAGGCUGAUAGGCUCGCAGAGAGGAUCGCGGAGUUUGAAGCGAGGAUGGAAGAGGAGAAGGCGAAGCUGCGGCGGAUGAGGGAGGCGGUGGAGGAGAAGCGGGUUGGGGUGGAGGAGGAGAGGGCGAGGAUUGAAGGCGAGCGGGAGGAGCUGAGAAGGCAGAGAGAGGAGAUGGUGGCAAAGAGAGUGGAGCUUAAGAAGGAGAUCGCGGAGAAAGAAGCAGAGGUGUUGCAGGUGGAGCAGCUGAGAAGGCGGCAGGAGAGAGAGCUGAGGGAGCUGGAGAAGCAGCGGGCCAAGGUGAAGGAAGAGAGGGAGGAGGUGGAGCGGCAGAAUCUGGAGUUGGUGUCUCGCAGGGCGAAGGCAGAGGAGGAGGUGGCGACGACGCUGGCAGGGAUUGAGUCGGAGAGGGCUGCUGCGGAGAAGGAGCGACAGGAGAAGGAGCGGGAUCUUAUGGCCCGGUCUCAAAGGCUGGAUGAGGAGCAGAGGCGGCGACGGGAGGAGUGGGAAGCUCUGGUGGAAGAGGAGAAGAAGAAGAUGGAGAGGGAGAGAGAGGCGGUUGGUAGAGACAGGGCGGAUACACAGAGGCACUGGGACGAUGUGCAGAAGAUGAUUCAGGAGCUGCACCAGCAACGGCGACAGCUGAAGGAGGAGAAGGAGGCGGGGAGGCGGACGGAGAGUGCGGAGCGGAGGCUGUCGGGGGGGUCGAGCUGGAUUGCUGGCGGGCAUGACUUGGCGGAGCAGCUGCGGUUCGCGAGGGAGAGGCUGAAUGAGGAGCGGGAGGAUUUCGAGAUGGAGAAGAAGGAGCUCGAGGCUCAGCGUCGGUCAGUGGAGAUGGAGAGAGAGGGCAUGGCACGGGAGGCCGAACGGCUCCGAGUGCUCAAGUCUGAACUCGCCACCAUGGAGAGCUCUCUGCUCGCCUCUCCUGGCCAGGCUCAGGCGAAAUCUCAGGAGAGGGACGCGGGGAAGGAAGGCGAGGAGGGAGAGAAGGACGAUGGGGAGGGUGUUCCUGAUGCUGACACUGCUGAUGGGUAUGCGGAUGGGGAUGCUGCGGAGGAGGAGGAUGAGGCAUUCAGGGAUGCAGAGGGAAUGGAAGCUGAGGCAGAGGAUGGUGCUGCUGGUGUAGCUGUCACUAGGGUGGUGGUUUCUGCUGCUGCUGCUGCUGCUGCUGUGGGGACUGCUGGGGAGGAGCAGGCGGAUGGGGCCGGUGCUGGUGCUGGUGCUGGAGUGGCGGUAGGUGUGGUGGAGGUAGAAGCUCAUCUGGCUGUAGCAGCUGUAGCAGGAACCCCCGCUGCAGCAACCGGUGCUACAGCUGCCCCCGGUGCUACAGCAGAACCUGCCACACCAGUCAGAGCGCCUGGGGGAAGCCAGACACCAUCUGGGCUUAUGAGGCGCAGAGGCAGGGCUGGAGAAGCGGACGGGGUUGCAGGAGAGGAGGUGGAUAAGCCAGUGAGAAGGUCUGCUAGGAAAGCAACGUCGGGGUCCAAGGGUGUGAGUGCGGGAGGGGUGCUGAUCGCGCCGCUCACUGACCGCAACGGGCCUUGCGCCAAGGACAGCGCAGCAUCGGGGGAGGCCAAGACCGCAGGGAGCCGCGUGUUUGGAGAGCAGCAAUAUGCCGAGGCUGUGGCCUGCUACAGCAAGGCCGUUCAGCACUCGCCUCUGCAGGCCCUCCAGUACGCGCCUCUGGAUUCACCUGACCUGCUGGCAGUGCUCUUCACCAAUCGUGCCACGUGUCUGCAUGCUUGGUUUCGCAGGGGAUGUAUUCAGGCUGCCCGGAAAAAAUAUCACAGUGCAGUCAGUGACUUGAAGAGAGCUCUUUUAUUGGAGGAAGCGGCUGGGAACCGACCCGGGGCAAAGAAAAUUGCAGACGAGUUGAGGAAAGCUUUAGAGGAGCAAAAGGAGGAAACUGCAACAGCUGCAGGAGAGCAACAGCUAACGAUUAACAAGGAAGCUAAUUCAAGAGGUGGAGCAGCAACAGUCAGGGGCAAUCACGCAGCAACAGCAGUCAGGCAAGCAGCAGCAGCAGUCAGGCAAGCAGCAGCACCAGCCGGACUAGGCACCGCAACAGCGGCCAAGGGCAGUCAUGCAGAAGUGGUAACCGCAUGGUUGCAUCCACGAGUGGAACCCUUCAGGCACACGGGAACAGCAGAAAGAGACUCUGCUCGUGAUGCUGCAGGUGCUGCCGCAUCCAUCCAUGAUACUCAUGCGAAAGCUCCCCUAGCCGCGGAUGCAGGGUGGGGCCUCCGACUCACUGCUGCUGCAGACUGUAUUAGCAGCGGUGGAGCAGGCAGUAGCAGCGCCUCAGCCAGCAGAGACACCACUGCUGCUGCUGCUGCUGCCAGCACAGAGCCAUGUGCUGGCAGCCACGGCAUGCCAGCUGGCGCUCCCGGCUCGCCAGCUGGCACUCACGGCAUGCCAGCUGGUACUGUGGUGCUAGUCGAAGAACCGAUAGCCGCAGCACUCUUGAAGCCGCACCGCUCCUCCUGCUGUCACCACUGCCUGCUGCCCCUCCCCGCCAACCCCUUCCCCUGCCCUGGCUGUUCUUUCGCUCUCUUCUGUCGCCCGCUCUGCGCUGCUGUGGCUCUUGGAGUAACAACAGCCAUUACAGAUGCUGCCUUGUCUGCUACAGAUGCUGCCUCGUCUGCUACAGAUGCUGCUUCUGCUACAGGUGCUACCUCAGCCACACUGCAAAAAGGGAGAGAUGCGAGUAGUGCUGCAGCCGUUUUGUUAACGGAGGGAGAUGCUGCUGGUGCUACAGCAGCAGAGCUGCUACAGCAGGGUUGGAGGGCAGGUGUUACCCGGUGGGGGGAGCAUCUGGGGGAGUGUGGCGGGAGCAGCUGGCAUGCUGCCUUGCCGGUGGAAGCCUGCUUGGCUGGUAGGGUGGUGGGACAGGUGGGACUGGGGGAGGUGGGACUGGGGCAGGUGGGAUCAGGGGAGGGCGGAUUAGAGCAGGAUGAGGGAAUGAGAAACGGGAGUGUGGAAGGAAGAAGAAGGCUGGGAAUGAGAGGGAGGGGGGUGGAUUCCCUGUGUCAUCAUCUGGGGUCGCUGCCCCCUUCAUCAUUGCUUCUUCACAGUAUGAGAGGAGAGGAAGAGGGGGGGCAAGGUAAGGGGGAGGAGGUCGAAGAGGAGGAGGAGGGUGAGAGGGGAGAAAGGGGGGGUGAAAGGGGAGAAAGGGGGGGUGAGAGGGGAGAAAGGGGGGGUGAGAGGGAAGAAAGGGGGGGAGAGGGGAAAGAGGCGCAGCUAGGGCAGGUAUGGCCGGAGGAUGAGUUUAUCCGUCUAGCUCUGCUGGCUUUAGUCACAUCCCAUUGCAUCAACUCUUCUUUCGCUGCAGUCACAAUUGAACUAGAACGUGCAGGAGGAGACGACAAACGGAAAGAGCAGCAGCAACAGCAGCAGCAGCAGGAGCAGCAGCAGCAGCGGCAGCAGCAGCAGCAGCAGCAGCAGCAGCAGCAGCAGCAGCAGCAGCAGCAGCAGCAGCAGCAGCAGCAGCAGCAGCAGCAGCAGCAGCAACAUGCCCCUUCUCUUCAGAAACGUUUGGCUUGCUUCCGAGUGUCAAGCCGGCAAGUGCUGGUGGUGCUGGGUCAACUGCGGUUCAAUGCGGUGGCAGUGAGCCGAGUGCGAGGAGGGGAGAGUGGUGACACUGUUGGUCAAUUGGAGGGCAUUGAACAGGUGCCCAUUGCUCAAGCGCUCUACCUCUCUGCAUCGCUCUUCAACCACAGCUGCCAUCCCAACGCUGUUGGAUUCUCUCCGCCACCGCUUGCACCCUCUCAACCGCACACUGGCAGAGGUACCCACUCAACCGCAUCUUGCCAAAGGUAUGAUUACCCACUCUCGACUGCACUCUGGCAGAGGUGCAAUCAGAUGCCUUUUCCUUCCUUCAUUCUAUUUCUCCUCUCCCCCUCCUCCCCGUAA